Manis javanica (Malayan pangolin) is the source of this 3913-nucleotide messenger RNA. It is a transcript of the gene SMIM7, whose product is annotated as small integral membrane protein 7. The record is from RefSeq and is a predicted model, not a curated record. NCBI's taxonomy places the organism in Eukaryota, Metazoa, Chordata, Mammalia, Pholidota, Manidae.
GUGCUCCUCGUCCCUCCUCCCCCCGGUUUCCGCUUCCGGUUCUGACGGACGCUUCGGCCGUAAAGAUGAUCGGGGACGUCCUGCUGUUCGGGACGCUGCUGAUGAAUGCCGGGGCGGUGCUCAACUUUAAGCUGAAAAAGAAGGACACCCAGGGAUUUGGGGAGGAAUCAAAGGAGCCCAGCACAGGUGACAACAUCCGAGAGUUCCUCCUCAGCCUCAGGCACUUCCGGGUCUUCAUUGCCCUGUGGAAUGUCUUCAUGAUGCUCUGCAUGAUCGUGCUGUUUGGCUCAUGAGCCCCAGGUACAGAAACAGGAACCCACCUCCCAGAUGCCGAGCCUUCCUUCCUCCACUCCUGAUGACUUCAAGGAUGGCUUUGACCUGAAAACCAGUGAUCUUCCCAGAAAGCCCAAGCUCGUGGUGGGUGGAAAAAGUGUUUGCCAAGACGCGUACAGUUUCCCAGCUACGACACUUGUCUUGACAAAGAUACUUUCAUUUUGGUUUCUGCAUUGGAAUGCUGUCUGCCUAAGGAGUUUCAGGAGGGUUUAUGUAAGGGACUGUGUGGUAGUGUUGCCUUCCGCACUGGUAAGAGAACACGUCUAGAUUGUUUGAUCCGGUUGUACUCUUCUACCAGGCUUUACCCUAGAAACCCGAUUCUGGAUAUUUGUUGGUUAAGUUUUAAUCACCACCCUUUUUGUUUUGAAUUACACAGAUUUUUAAAAUCCAUUUUCACCCAAAGAUCUGAAACCGAAAGGUUGGCUUUUUAAAGUCUGAUGCAGCCUCUGUAUUAGACCGUGUUUAUGAAUAGCAAGCAAGUUCGUUGUUGCUGGGUCUGACAGCAGGAUUGGGUUUGUGUCUAGAUUCCUUCCCUGUCCUGAUGGGCUCUGCUCAGCUGAUCAGGGCAGCCGAGGUUGUUUCCAGGUCUUUAAGGGUGAAGUAUGGUUGAUUCCCACGGAAGGGAGAUGCUGCACAGUUGGCAGGAAUGGUUGGGAGGGGGGCCAUGUUGUGAGAAUUUUUGACUUGCCUUGAAUCAUUCUGUUAAAGUAACUUUGGGGGCCAUUAAUUGUACAAUUUUCAGAAUGAGUGAUUUAUGUGGUGAUAUCGGGACCCAGUCCCAAAACUUUGGGUUUUUGUUUUUGGGUCUGCUUUUCAAGUGGGCAAUUUCAAGGUUGCAGAACAGUGGGCCUCAUUCGAGGAAAUACAGCAUUUUGCACAGAAGCUUCUCUGAAAGUGAGUCCUGUUUUAAUUGCCAAAAUGAAUGGUGUCCAGAUCCCCCAAGUGUUUGAUUUGUUUGUUGUGGUUUGUGAAAUCCUGACUUGCAGGUGAACCUGGUGGGAGCGAAAGGAAAUGCAUAGACUUUUAGAACUAAAUGGCGUUGAAAAUAAAGCCUGUUUCUGAAAAGCUUUUGUUUAUGUAUCUUUUUAGCCAAGAGCUUGACUUCCAACUUGAACCAUUUAGAGUAACUUUGUGGGAAACAGUAGGAUUCAUUUUGGAGGCUGUCCUAAAGUCAGAAAAGAGACAAUAUGAGAUUUUUCAUCUCAGAUUUUGCUUAGUACAUGUCAGGCAGGACCUGGGCAAAUAGGAUUUCCAGCUUGGAAGUAGUGAAAGAGCCAGUGGUCUCAGUGGGGUCUUGCUGGACCAGGGUCACAUCCACUUUUACUACUGCUCAGCUAAUGUCACUCUACUUCAUUGCUUCUAUAAUUUAUAAUUUAUUCCCUAGUUAAAUCGGGGCCAGAAAGCACCCUGUGGUUUGUAAGUAGCAGGGAACGUAGCUGCUGAGUUGAGCCUUGCCUGGGCGUGUUAUCUUGAUGGCAGAACAGACGUGCCAGGGUCUCUGCUGGCCAGUCGUUGAGCUGUGUGAAUGGUGUGAGGGAGCCUCUGAGGCCUGCCUUAUCCACACUGGCUCUGAGGUUUCAGUGUGGUGAGGCAUUUGUGGGGUCUGGGGAUGAGUCGUGUCCUGAGAAGAGAAUGCUGACAUUGAGAUUUGUUUUCAAUAGUUGUAUUUUUCUCCAGAGAACUACUAUCUUAUUGUUAAGUUCUUACAAGCUGUGUGUGACCUUAAGCAGUGAAAAGCAGAGGCUGCUGUACAUUUUAAGUUACAUCUCACCGAUGUGUAUCUUUACAAGGCUUUUUGAGAAUGCUCAUUAGCAUCAAAGGUUUUGGAAGUUUGAACUUAGGUGCAUAGGGUCCCUCAGCAUGUAAGCACUCAUGUUUGGGUCAGUUUGAUGUGGGUUCAAAUACCAUCUCUGCUCUUUGGCUGGUUGCUUCCCCUCUUGAAGCCUCACUUUCUGUAUCUGUAAAAUGGGCCUGAAAGUUCUACCUGCCUGGAGUGGUUGGUUGUAAGGGUCUGCAAACUGAACUGUGGGGCCAGGUGCUUGACCUGUGGAUGCCCUCACUGCCUGAGUUUUCUUCUUCUAGUCUACAUUCAUUUAUGCAUUUGGCAUAUCCACCAUUAAAGAUCAUUUAAAAAUACUGGAAACUGUUUCCAGCAUGGAAAACCUUUCCCCGUCUUCCCAUUCCCUUUCCAGAAUUUUCUCUUCACAUAUUGGUAUAAACAACAUAGGUCCUGGAGUGGAUAGAGCAGUCUGUUUUUAUUCUGGCAUUUCCUUCAUAUUCUCUGAGCCACCAGAGAGGCUUCUUGGUUCUCAUUUGAGGCGUCAAUAAAUCUCUCUAACCUUGGUCCUCUUGUAUGUACUUUGAACUUGAACUUUGUCUGCUGUUACAAAUGCCACUGCUGUCCCCAUUGUGGUGGCCUUUGACAGCUUCCCUCACUGGUUCUGCCCUGGAAGGCUGCAUCGUCAUGUGCCAACAUUGUGGCUUUAGCAGCUUUUGUUUGUUUGUUUUUUUGUCUUAAAGAGUUUUACCACCGAUGUGCAUUCCUUGUAGAAAAACCCUAAGAUAACAGUUUUGAUCUGAAGGAAAAAGCCACCCAUAAUCACACUCCCUCAGAGAGCAUCACCUGAGGUACACCUCCUUCUGGCUCUUUCUCUGCACUGUGCAUUGGAUGUGGGGCAUCCGUUUUCUUUGCACAGGUUGUAUCUUUGUAUCUUCUGGCCUGCUUGCUUGUCUUAUCUGGUGAUAUGACACAUUUUUGUAUUUUUUCCUAACAUAUCAUUCCUAAGAGCUACAAAUGAGCUGCUGUAAGGAUGUUCCGUAAUUAAUUUAACUAGUUCCCAGCUGAUGGAGACUUGGGUUGUCUCCAGUUUUUGUCUAUUAUAACUAACGCCAUGAUGAACAUCUCAGUGCGUCAUCCCUGGUGGCAUUUUUGGGUCUCUCUUAAAAAGAGAUCUACCUUGACAGCUUUGGGCUAAGAACCCCAAAGAAAAAUGCAUAUUGGACAAGUUACAUCCUUGUCUGUCUAAAUUAGUUUGUUCAUUCAUUUGUUCAUACAUACACACCGGAGAGGUUAGUUCUAGAGCCCCGUCAACACUGACCCAGGAGUGUUAUUAGGCCACUUCAGUUUGCUUAACCUGUGAGUAAGGACAAGGUUUUUCAACUCCACCCAGAUAACUGUUUCUUUGCGCAAGCAACAGCAGUUGACAUCACACCUGCUGGCUAUCCACCUUGGUCUUGAUGGUUAAGGAGCUUAACAACCAUCUAAAUAAGAAUUGCCCGCUACUCCUUGUCCUGAAGCGUGUUCCAUGGAGUCACUGCCAAGGUGAGAAGCCUCAGAUGAAGAAUGAAAAGCAGGCUGAGGUGUGCAGCACCUGUCCUGGCUGCAGACUUUGGGAUUCAUAUUGGAAACCCCCCUUUGCUUCCUCCACCCUUGUCAUCUUGAGAAAUGGAGUGUGACCCUCCUUGACAUGGGUUUCUCAUGUUUAGUUCCAGCUGCUGUCGAGCAGAAGUCAGAAACUAUGACCCCCAGGCCAAGUGCAGCCUGCUGUCCAUUUUGUGAAUAAAGUUUUAUCAGCACCCA